Myotis brandtii (Brandt's bat) is the source of this 785-nucleotide messenger RNA. Its product is annotated as complement factor H-related protein 1-like. NCBI's taxonomy places the organism in Eukaryota, Metazoa, Chordata, Mammalia, Chiroptera, Vespertilionidae. The record is from RefSeq and is a predicted model, not a curated record. The transcript is spliced from 5 exons. The annotation marks the transcript as partial.
ACCAGCUUCCUGGUAAUUUCACUUAAAUCCAGAGCCACACUUGGUAACGGCUCAUGAAGCAGAUUUGAAACCCCAAACAGCAGCAUUGGACUCUCUGUGCUAACACACCCGGGGAGCCCACCAUGCAGUUCCUAGUCACGGUCAUCCUCACCCUGUGGGUCUCCUGGGCUCGUGGACAAGUGAAGCCCUGUGACUUUCCAGAAAUAAAACAUGGGGGCCUACAUAGGGAAGAAUCGUAUAGACCAUACUUCCCAGUAGCAGUAGGAAAAUGGUUUCACUAUUUCUGUGAUGACAACUAUGUGACUCCUUCACGAGGCAAGUGGGAUUACAUGACUUGCACACGAGAUGGCUGGACCCCGAAAGUGCCCUGCCGCAGUAUAUGCAAUUUCAAUUAUUUGGAAAACGGACAUCAUCCAAAAUCUGAACAAAAAUAUGUGCAGGGCACAUCUGUAAAUGUUAAUUGCUUUCCUGGCUACAUACUUCAAAAUGAGCAGACCACAAUGACCUGUACGGAGAAUGGCUGGCUCCCUCCUCCCAGAUGCAUCCGUGUCGAUCUCUCCUGUGGCAGCCCUCCCACAGUGCAAAAUGCCUCUAUUCCAAACGAGAUGCGCAGGUACCAACAUGGGGACACAGCACGUUAUGAAUGCAGGCACCCUUUGAGCCUCGUCGGGAAUGCAGAAGUGACAUGUCUAAGUGGGAAUUGGACAGACCCACCUGAGUGCAAGGAGUCCACAGGAAAAUGUGGGCCCCCUCCUGCUAUUGACAAUGGAGACAUUACCACGUAU